AUGUUCAGCUUCCUUCAUCGCCGGCUCAGCAAGACAGAAGCAGGCGAUACGGACUUCUUUGCACGCCUGCACCACAAACAUGCACAGCCUCGCAACUCAAGCGAGCGACAUCAACUGGACCCUUUGUUGAAUGAGGAGGGAACCGACGAGAGUAGAUACUACCGCACCGCCGAAUUCCAGCAAGCACUCCUUGAAGAUCAAAUCGAGCGAAGUCUUACACCACCGCUGGAGCAAGGACAAUCACACGAGGAUACAGGCCGGAUGUCGCGAUUUCUUCAGCGUCGUAGCACAGUGGCAUCGAAGUCAUCUCUAGUGCUUCCUUUCUUCGACCAAGAUAUGGAGAGAGCCAAGCAGGAGGGCAAAGACAAGCACAGAGCAGAGGACAACAUCCCACCGCCGGCCAGCGACAUUGAAGUUCCGCCCGCCAGCCAUCGUCCAGACUCGGGUGCGGUAUCCAGCGACGGUUCGUCGUCUCAGCCAUCGCGGUCAUCCAGUCGGCCAUCGAUCCAUAAGCAUGGCAUAGCUCCAUUGAUCGACUUUGCACGCAACAAGAAGAAGUGA
This is a messenger RNA of Zasmidium cellare ATCC 36951, 561 nucleotides long. RefSeq lists its product as uncharacterized. The transcript has a single exon. Bases 1 to 561 code for a protein of 186 amino acids. The record is from RefSeq and is a predicted model, not a curated record. Lineage: Eukaryota; Fungi; Ascomycota; Dothideomycetes; Mycosphaerellales; Mycosphaerellaceae.